Molecule: messenger RNA, 86 nt
Organism: Entamoeba invadens IP1
Lineage: Eukaryota; Evosea; Mastigamoebida; Endamoebidae
Exons: 2
Source: RefSeq, a predicted model, not a curated record
AUGGUUAUUUUUGAAAAACAAUCAGCAAAAGGCUGUUUAGGCCAAAUGAAUAUAGCAUUGUUUUUAAAAAAACAUUAUUUGGAUUU